This is a messenger RNA of Hydra vulgaris (swiftwater hydra), 3586 nucleotides long. Lineage: Eukaryota; Metazoa; Cnidaria; Hydrozoa; Anthoathecata; Hydridae. The record is from RefSeq and is a predicted model, not a curated record.
UUUAUUUCCAUAUUUAGCAGAGUGGUGUUUUGGAAUAACUAAGUUUCAGCUACUGAUGGAGGGAAGAGGAUAGUGACAAUUUGAACUUGUAAAGAAAUUGUUGAAUGAUAGGGGAAGGUUUUUGUAAUGAUAAUUCCAGACAAAUUGGCAGUUGAGGAAUACCACAAGGCAAUGGUGUCAAAUAUUGAAAAAGUCAUUGAUUUGAAUAGUUUUAAAUUUGAUUUCUUUGAAAAGGGACAUGGAUUGAUUACAGUGCAUUUGUACUUAAAAAAUCUGAGUUACUGCCAUGUGCAGUUUGAAACAAACCAAUUUACUGUUUUCUUUUGUACAAGCAAUGAAGUAUUUUUGAAAGCUUAUGAUGGUGAUAAUAAUGAUUUAUUCAGAUGCCACAUUCAUACAAGUGAAGAAAUUCAAUAUGCACUUUGUACUUAUAAAAUCGAAAAGUGUUACGUUGAGAUCAAUAUAAAAACAAAAGAUCAAAUAAAGUGUGGUCACUUGCAUUUUUCAGAAGGAAAAAAUCUUUUUAAGACCGAGAAUUUUUCUGGAUUGCACUAUAGUAAAUCUUUUUUACAAUGUUCAUCUAAGCAAUUACUUGGUGGUAAGUCUACUCCACUGACAACUAAAUCAUCUGAAGAACAAGAUGUUGAGGCUUCUUCACCUAAUGCAAACUCUAGUUUAUCAAGUAAUGUUCGUAAUGUUAACAAAAUAAAUAUUGCAUCUGACACUAUGUUAGGUUUAACAGGGCUGGAAAACUAUGCAAAUAACUGCUAUAUGAAUGUUGUCUUGCAACUUUUGGCAAACAUAUACGAAAUACGGGAGUACUUUAAAAAUGAAGUGUUUUUGAAAGACAUUGCAGUCAAUAACGCAAUAAGUUCUGGAGGUAAAGUAGCAAAAGCAUUUUCUGAAGUUGUGAAAGCAUUAUGGUUGCCAUCAAGGAGUGCCUUUAAACCACUUGCAUUAAAGAGCAUAAUGGGGAAGCAAUGUGCAUCAUUUCUGGGAUGGCAACAACAUGAUGCUCAAGAAUUCUUUUCAUCUCUACUUGACAAUCUACAUGAGGACCUGAAUCAGCAAUGUAAUUUUAAAGAAGACUGUAGCUCAAGUAUUAAUGAAAAACCAGACACUGCAUGGAAUGCACAUAUUAAAAGAAAUAAUUCCUUGAUUGUGAAAUUGUUUCAUGGUCAGUUAAUGUCAAAAGUGACAUGUACAGCUUGCCACAAGGUAUCUCAUUCCUAUGAUCCAUGUGCACAGAUAUCUUUACCAAUCCCAUCUGUAAAGCAUUGUUUUCGAGUUCUCUUCUUUCCUUCUAAAAUGGAUGCUAUUCCACUUAUGAUUCCUCUACAAGUAUCAACACCAAAUGCAACUGUUUGGCAUCUUUUAAAUAUGCUUCAAUCUUAUGUUAAAAUUUUACCUUGUUUUAUUCGAUUGUUUUCUGGACUAUCUGAAAUUUUUACUGAUCAAAAUAUACCACUUGUAUCGCUAUUUAAGUAUAAGUAUAUUAUAGCUUGUGAAGUGGUUGAAGAUAUUUCUUUACCUGUUUUUCAGUAUGUUUUAAAUGCUAACAGCUUUGUUUGUUGUGACUUUUGUUACAAAAGAGAAAAAUAUUUGUUAACAAAACUUAAGCGUUGCACCAAAUGUUUUGCUGUUUCUUACUGUAGUAGAGAUUGUCAAAUUAAACAUUGGCAAUCUCACAGAUUUUUGUGUUCUAAAGACUUAAAAAUGCAAGUUGGAAUUCCAUUUUAUAUCAACAUAAAAAGGAAUGAGUUGACAUACGAAUAUUUGGAAUCUUCUUUGAAAAUGCGAGCUAAUAUUUCUGUGGAUUUUACUUAUUUACUUGAUAAAAAUUUGGAAAAUAAUACAAAAUCUAACAUUUUAAUUAAAGUUUCAAAUAAGAUGAAUGUUAAUGAUGAUACUGCCAUAAUUAUUUCGAAAGACAAUUUUAGCGAGGUUAUUCUAAAAGGUGUUUGUUUAAUUGUUGAAUGGCAAAAUAGCCCAGAAGAAAAAGUUCUCACUAAAGAGGACCCAGUUUGUGAGUUUUAUAAAACUUUGUUUAAAGAAACGCCUCUUAAUGAGGAGCACAUUACAUUGUCAGACAGUCUUCGGUUAUUUAUGGAGCCUGAAAAGCUCGAUGGAAAUGAGUCAUGGAAAUGUCCCAAAUGUAAAUCUUUUCAAAUAGCAAAAAAAGAAAUGGCAAUUAGCAUGCCUUCUUGUUUGUUAUUACUACAUCUCAAAAGAUUCUCCUUUGGCGAGUAUGGUGAAAAAAUUACAAAAACAGUUUCAUACCCUUUAAGUAAUUUUGAUUUGUCACCAUAUGUAUGCAAGGAAUCAUUAGAUAGAAUUAAUUAUCCUUUAAUCUAUGAUCUUUGUGGAGUUAUAUCACACCAUGGUACUAUGAGAAUGGGUCAUUAUACUUGUAUGGCCAAAAUGUUUAAUCAUAAUGACCAAGAAGAAGGAGGAUGGAGGCUGUUUGAUGAUGAGACCGCCACCAGAAUCAAACCAGAAAAAGUUGUUUCAUCAAAUGCAUAUGUUUUAGUAUACAGAUUACGUGGUACUUCUGAAAUACUAAAAGUUGAUAGAUGUCCAUUAUACAGCUCUGCAACUAAUGUCUUCAUUUCUGACAGUCCACUUACAAAAAAAAAAUCAGAAUUAGUUGUUCACAAAGAAACUGAUUCUUUUGCAAAUAUAUAUAAAAAUAGUUUUGAAUUGACAGAAGAUAAAAAAAUAGCUAGAAAAAAUCUCACAUUGACUGAUAGAUUUUCUGAAUUUAAAAAAUUUACAAAGUGCUCUGAUGAGUCAUUGAAUUGUAUUUCUAGCUUCGGAAAAAUUGAACUUAAAGAACUCGAACAAGAUACAAAAAAUAUUACAAGUUCAGACUGUAAUUAUAGAAUGGAUGAAAAUAUUAACUUAGAUUUGCAUGACACUGUAAAGCUCCAAUCAUCUGAAUUAAAUUAUGACUCUAAUUUAAUAGAUAUUUCUCAAUGUUGUGCAACAAAUGACGAUAGUGGGGAUUCAAUUCAGAAUCUUAUAGAUAUGAAUGAAGAUGAGCUAGAUUAAUUUUGUUGUUCAAAUUUUGUAAUGUUCAAAACAUUUUUUUUAAUAUUCAAGUUUUUUUUUUUUUUUUUUUUUUUUGAAUACAUAUUUUCCAUUUGUAAUAUUUUGGUUAUAUUGUAAAAGGCUUUUUUUUUUUUUUUUUUUUUUUUUUUGAUUGCUUAUAUUCUGUAAAAUCAUUUUAACAGAUUACUGAUCCAUGAUAAAUAUUACAUUGAUAAAAAAAUUUUUUGUUUUGCUUUAUAGCAUAAAAAUGUUACAUGCAAUUAAAUGCUAAAUGUUUAUUUAUAUCAGAAAGUAAAAAUAAUAAUGGAUCCAAUGAAUAGAGUAAAACUUCCUCACGUUAGUCGCAGCCAACAACUUCUUGCAAAAGGUUUUGGCGGCUUGUUUUGGUUUUGGAUGUUAUGGAGACUGAAACAUGACUGGAAAACAUUAUUUAGCCAUUAUGAAGCUGACAAAGUAUGGGUCAUUCCUGAUCAAGUUGAAGAAUCUGAGCGUCAUCAUUAAAUUUUUUUCUUUGAAUAAUAAUUCAUUACUAAAA